Stegastes partitus (bicolor damselfish) is the source of this 2381-nucleotide messenger RNA. RefSeq names its product sosondowah ankyrin repeat domain family member Aa (gene sowahaa). Lineage: Eukaryota; Metazoa; Chordata; Actinopteri; Pomacentridae. The record is from RefSeq and is a predicted model, not a curated record. Gene Ontology annotation, molecular function: protein binding. The transcript has a single exon. The coding region runs from base 11 to 1426 and encodes 471 amino acids.
GGCUUUAAUAAUGGCUUUGACGCAAGAAUCCGUCCUGUCUUUGCUGAUAGCGGAGGGAGGAAAAGUAAAGAAGUCCGACUUGGUGGUGAAGUUCAAAGGCUCAAUAGACUCCGGCGAUCCCGCAGAGAAAGAACGGAACAAGGAGCUUUUCAAGACUUUUGUCAACAACCUCGCCGUCGUCAGAGAAAUCGACGGUGUCCGAUACGUCGUCCUGAGGAAAACGUUUCAUCAUUUGCUGGAAAGUGUCCAGCCUGCGGAGAACCAUGUGGAAAAGACAGAAAAUAAAGAGAUCUCGCUGACAGGUGAGCAGCAGCGCCCACCUGCGCGGAGUGAAAAGACUGAAGGCUGUGAGGAUGCAGGAGGGGAAAGAUCAGCUGUUUCUGAACCUGAUCAAGAAGAGCAGGAUGAAACUCCUGCAGAGUUACUCUCUCCUAUACAGCUGGCUCUGCAGAGGAGCAAAUACAACAGUGUUAGAAUUAAAAGGACCCUCAAUUUUGAGAUUCUCAGGCAGGACACAAAUGGGGAGAACAGCUCAAAUGAGGCCACCAGCAUCCAAAGGAAACCCUACGCUUUGCCUCUGAGAAUGCCGCCCAGUGCCACCAAGGUGGAGAUCCGCAAGCUGAGGGUGGACCCAGAUGAACCACCUCCUGAAAGUCCAAAACCAGAUGCAUUCAGGAACAAGCGAAGGCCACCUUCAGUGGAGACAAGCGGCAGCGUGAGUUCACCCCAGCUGAGGAGGGCAGUGAAGAGCACCAAGGCCUCAGAGGAGCCCAAAGAGACCAGGGGUCCCUCCGUGGUUCCCCUGGAGCAGUCUGAGCACGAAUGGCUGGUUAAGAGUGCCGCCGGCCAGUGGAGCCAGGUUUAUGGCCUGCUGCUCAGAGACAACCAGCUGGCCGAGAAAAAGGACUUCAUGUCAGGGUUCACUGCUCUGCACUGGGCAGCCAAGUGUGGAAACAGUGACAUGCUUGUGAAGAUUAUCGACCUAUCCAAGCAGGGAGGAGUUGACAUUGACAUUAAUGUAAAAGCACACGGAGGAUACACUCCUUUACACAUUGCUGCCUUGCACAGCCAGGACUACAUCAUGGCCAUGCUGGUGAGGGAGUAUGGAGCCAAUGUAAACAUCAGGGACAACUGCGGGAAGAAGGCUUACCAAUAUCUGCACAAAGACGUCGCUGGGGGUGUGAGGGAGAUGCUGGGCGAACCUAAAGCUCAGGACAGAGCCCUGCCUGAGAAAGAGGAGCUGGAAAUGGUCCCGGACCUCUCCAAGAGCCUGCAUUCAAUAAGCCGCCUCUUUCAGCCAAACACGACAAGCCACAAGAAGAAGCACAAGCAGAGGCUGGUGUUUCCCUCCCUGAGCGAAGACCCCAGUGAGGAGCGAGAAAACGGCAGCUUCAGACACAGACUCGCAUCAGACGUUUUCAUGUGAAGGCAGAGCUCUUGUUUUCAUGAGAGAAUAGUGAAAACACACCAGUAACCUUCAAAGAAUUCGACCAACAUUCCUCAGAUUUUAAUGGUUUCUUUAACAAUGGUGAAAUCACAUGAAAUCUUUCUUGUUUUUUCUGUCUUAUUUAUACUUCCUGACACUAAUAUUGAACUGAAAACUUGACUUCUGAUCAUAUAUGUACAUAUAAUGUUUGUUGUGUGAAGGGAUAAUCAUGAAAGUCUAGCAAUUCUGGCAACAUCUGGAAAAACAGAUGUGUCUCUCAAAUGGAAACCAAGUCAUCAAGACUUGACAACGUCACAGAGUUUGUUUACUGACUGAAUCAGCAGACUUGUGGUUUGGGAUGUUACCUGCAUGUCGCGUAUCUCAGACAGUAUUCAGGUGGGCCCAGUGAGUCGUCUUAUUACUCACUCACAUGCCUGUGGUCUCUUAAAGGCACCAUUGGUUCAAUUUCAGCUGUUGUUUUUCAAAUUAAGCUUAAGAUUUACAAUUGUAUAGCUGCAUUGUGUUUGUUUUGUAGUUCAUUUUCACUGUGUGAAUUACUAAUCACAAUGAAAUUCUACUUUUAAAGUUUUUUUGUACUGUAGCAUUCUAAUACAGGCAACAAAAACAACAGCACUGAGCAUUACACAAUGGAAAGAACUAUGUUAUUUAUUUCAUUUAUGUAACAGGGCUUCCAUUACCUCUUACCUUUUGCUAUAUAUUCCCUUUUAUUGUGAUUUCAGACUGAACCUCAUAACAAAAUGUAAAAAAAAAAAAAAACCUCUUUUUACACUUUUUCUCACUACAUCUUUCCACAGAUAACUUUAUUUUUAAUAUUUAGUUUUAUUUAACAAACUUUCCUUACAAUAUUCCUGAUUCAGAAUAAAUAAAAGAGUUGAUGCUGAAAGUAAGUUAAUGCAGAAUAAAUAAAUUCUGAUUUACCACGAUCAAGACCUGA